CACCGUCACUUUCAGAGACUGGAUCGGCCGGCCCCCUCUCUCAUCUCUUUGGCCUCACACUUGUCAGGCUACACCAACCUCUUUCCUCAACAGUUGCCAUUGGAACCCAGGCCGCGUCUUGAGAUUCCUUCUUCCGCUUCUUGGUCCUCUCUAUGCGCAUCCCGAACCUCUGCCUUACAUCGUACAUAGCCGAUCAGCGUUGCCAGCUUCACCACAACAUCCAUGACGGCCCCUCUCAACGGCCCAUCGGGCACCACCAAGGAUGCCGCCUCCGCAAGGAAGCGUAGGAGACGAGCCCCCGCCGGAGGAGCCGCCGAUGACUGCUUCACCUGUAGCAAGAGGAACAUCAAGUGCGACAGGAGGAGGCCGUAUUGCUCGCAAUGCCUCGAGAUCGGGAACGAGUGCUCUGGCUAUAAAACCCAGCUGACCUGGGGUGUUGGCGUGGCGAGCAGGGGGAAACUCCGCGGCCUUUCGCUCCCGAUAGCAAAGGCUCCUCCCGUGAACCCCGUCAAGAAAUCCCCGACAAGACCACGAGCUGGCUCCAACGCACCCCCCGUCCAGUGGAACGAGCAAGAUGAGCGGGUCGGCCGCGAAGAUAUCGACACGCCGUCAGAGCAUCCGCCUCCGGUUCCCCCUUCCCCCUACCCCGGCUAUGACUUCUCGCAUAUCUCAUCGCCAGAGCACACCCCGGCGUUAUCAUCACAAACAACCUGGGACCCAAUCUCCUUUUCCAGCAGUUUGCCAGCCAGCAGCGAACACCAUCGGUAUCAAAGCCGCCCGGUGCACCUAUCCGUACCCGGGACAGGAGAGAUGCUCCCUCCUUCCAUUGACUCCAUGAGCGACGUGGACUACAUGUCACCCCUCGCCCAUUCGUUUUCUCGGGAUGACAUGCCUUAUUUGCACAGCCCGGCACUCAUGUACGACGGUUUCCAAGGGCACGGAUCGCCAAUUCCCCAGAGUCCAGUCGCCGCCAUCAUGAUUGAGUCUUCAAGGGCGCCAACCUCGUGUCCGAGUCUCGUCUAUACUCCCUCAGAGCCCAGUUCAAGCCUACAUUCACACGUGGACAGCUAUGAUGCCCAACUCAGCCACAAGUUGAUGCAAGACUGCGAUUCUCUGGUUCCCGGCACCCCGGACCUUGAUUUAUACAGUAACCAGUCCCACGGUCCUUUCUGGGCACCCUCCAUCCCCGAAGAGGAGUCGGCCGCACAAAGCAUGGCGAAGCAUAGCCCCUCGCAGUGGCCCUCGACCUUUCAGACGCAGACCCUGUCUGUGACGCCGGAUCUCAUAGCCAAGAUGCCCUUCUUCAUGGAUUAUUACGAACAUACCAUGUGCCCCUCGAUGGUCCUAAUUGACAGCUGUAACAACCCUUUCCGAGAUCAAAUUCUCCAUCUCGCCGCCGGCAGCAGGAGUUUGCAACACGCCAUCUGCGCGCUUGCGGCUUGCAACCUGCGGAUGAAGAGGAGGCUGAGCCUCGGGCAGCAUGGACGGGAAAUCGGCGAGAAGCGGUUGGACGCUAGUAUAUCAGACUCGAUGUCCGAUGCGCCACCCGAGGACCAGUCGCUAUCGGAAGAGUACCAGCACCGCAACCUUGCAGUUCACCUGCUGAAUGAGCAGCUGAACGACGGGGAGAAGUCUAGGCAUGAUUCGGUGCUUGCCACCAUUCUUCUAUUAUGUCAUUAUCGGAUGGCCGAGUCCGGCAUUGCAAAGUUUCACACUCAGUUCGCGGGUGUAAAGAAGAUUCUGAGCCUCCGGAGGUCAUCGCCCUUUCCGCCUUCGCGAGACUCGGCCUGGAUGGAGGCAAUCUUCACCUAUUUCGAUGCCAUCACGGCAAGCAUCAAUGAUCGGGAGGCCCAGCUUAGCCCGUCAUCAUACGCCGUUGUGCCGGACGCGCCGUUGCUCCCGCCAGGCGCCGAGAACCUGGUCGGAUGUGAUCAGGAGCUCUUUAAAACCAUCUUCAAAUUGGGUCGCCUGAACUUGCUCUCCCAGCACCGACCCGUGCAGAACCUCUUGAGCAGCACCCUUACUCGCGGCGCGCCUUCUCGCUCGCAAUCACCGCUCGAUUUACCCCUGGGCCACACUUACAAAUCCAACCCCCAACAGCAUACGGCUCACCUCCGCGCCCACCCUCACGGCUUCCCGCAGCACCCGAGCCGCUACGAUGGCAAUGGCUUUGGCACGACACUCGACGACGAGGAGAUGUUCUCGGCGGUGUCCAUGCACUCGCCCAACCCCUUCGACGACCACCGCAGCACCUUUUGGCGCGAGUGGAAAGACGCUCGGAUAGCCCUGCAGAGCUGGGAGUUUGACUCACAGCGUGUGGUGGCAGGGCUGUCGCCGGGCAACUCAGCUUCGUCGGCAGUCUCUCCCACCAGCACGACAGGGCCAUCUCCAACUCAGGCACCGCGACCUCCGACGCCCGGUCAGGUUCGCGACCUGGGUUCCCUAUCCGAGGCUUUCCGGUAUGCCGCUCUGCUGUACACGGAGCGACUGGCUAGCCCGAAUGUCCCGAGUGGCCACAGCAAUUUCCGGAACCUGGUUAGCCAGGUAGUCUACUACGCAACGAGCCUCGAGUGUGGAUCUAAUGCAGAGAAGUUCCUGCUGUGGCCGCUGUUCGUAGCGGGCUCCGAGUGCGUCAACGAACUGCAACAGAGCAUUGUCCGCUCCAAGUGCCGCGAGAUCAUGGCUCGCAGCGGAUACAUGAAUAACCUCGCCGCUCUCGAGAUCCUCGAGCGUCUCUGGGCAGGCGACUCAAAGGAGGACGGUGCUGGAUCCAAGAUGACGGGGAUGAUGAGGCGUGGGCCGUUCAACUGGACCAAGUACAUCGGCGGGCUAGGCGUGGAAGUGGAGUGGAUUAUGUUCUAAGGGGAGGAGGGGAGGGAGAGGGUGGAGGGAAAGGAUUCAAGUGUGCUCUCCUUAGACACGCUUAUGAUGGGACGAGGUCCGC
Messenger RNA from Phialemonium atrogriseum, 2944 nucleotides. RefSeq names its product fungal-specific transcription factor domain-containing protein. Gene Ontology annotation, biological process: positive regulation of transcription by RNA polymerase II. Lineage: Eukaryota; Fungi; Ascomycota; Sordariomycetes; Cephalothecales; Cephalothecaceae. The record is from RefSeq and is a predicted model, not a curated record. The transcript has 3 exons. Gene Ontology annotation, cellular component: nucleus. Gene Ontology annotation, molecular function: RNA polymerase II cis-regulatory region sequence-specific DNA binding; zinc ion binding; DNA-binding transcription factor activity, RNA polymerase II-specific. Bases 223 to 2862 code for a protein of 879 amino acids.